This is a messenger RNA of Besnoitia besnoiti, 4458 nucleotides long. RefSeq lists its product as uncharacterized. The record is from RefSeq and is a predicted model, not a curated record. The coding region runs from base 1 to 4458 and encodes 1485 amino acids. Gene Ontology annotation, molecular function: protein binding; transcription cis-regulatory region binding. NCBI's taxonomy places the organism in Eukaryota, Apicomplexa, Conoidasida, Eucoccidiorida, Sarcocystidae. Gene Ontology annotation, cellular component: Set1C/COMPASS complex. The transcript is spliced from 2 exons.
AUGCAGGACUCGCUCAACCCCGACGAGGCGCCCGCGCCUUGCACCUCGCCUGCAGCCCCAGCUGGCGCGGCCUCAGAAUCCUCUGCCUUGUCUGCGGCCUCCGCGGCUCCUUCGGCGGCUGCCGCUGCGGCUCAGCUAGGCUCUGCCUGCGGCUGCCAUCCCCCCCCGCGGGUCGCGCCCGGCGCAGGCCUCUCUCCCUCGUCGCCUGACCGCUCCUGCGAGGCGCCGCCGCCGCUCUACCGCCACGCGCCCCGGCGCAUCGCGGCGCCCGCACGCUCGCUGCAGCAGCUGCUCGCCGCGCCGCCGCUGCCGCCGCUGCGCCUCGAUCUCCUCCCCCCCCCGCAACCGCGGCGAGGCCCUGCCAAACUCGACAGGCGCGGCGCGGUCUCCACCGACGUCCGGUGCAUCGUCGGCAGCGACCCGCCUCAGACCGCCCGGUCAACCGGCGAGGAGAAGCGCCUCCUCCGCGAUGCGGAGGAGGCGCAGGAGCCGCAGAGGAAGCGCCGCAAGGAAGGCGACGAGGGCGCCGCCGCGGGCGGCGGGGCGGUGUCGCCUGAGCAACUCCGCAGCAGUGGUGAGGACUUCCUCGCGGACUUCUUCGAGCUGCAGCAAGGCCAGCCGCAAGGCCUAGAACUCGUAGACACCUUCGCCGCCGCGACCGCCUCCUCCGCAGCCCCGGCGCGGCUUCUCCUGCCGCCGCCGCGACCGUCAGCGGCGGCGAAGCGUCCCAGCGAGCUGCCGGCGCCUUCGUCGGCUCCUUCGCCCUGCGCCGCUGCGCCCCCGGCGGGGUUGGCAUCGCGUCCGCGUUUGCAGCGCGGCGACAGGGAGAGGGAGGCGGCCGCAUCGGCAGAAGAGGCCCCCGCCUCCGCCGCGAGCUCGCUGCUGAGUCUGCUGCAGCGGCAGGUCGCUCAACGGAGUGUCGCCGCGCCCUCGGCAGUUCUCAAGCAGCAGCUGCAGGAGGAGGAAGCCGACCUUUCGCUGCUGCCGCCGCUUCCGCUCCUCCAUCGGCAGCUCUACCGGGCUCUGGAGCCUCAGUCCCCGGCGCCCUGUGCGCGCGGGGCCUCCAAGCCCGCGCAGGCGGGUCCCGUCUCGGACGGCGAGCCUGCGCCGCCGGCGGGCGCCCCCCCCUUCGCGUGCGAGCCGCGGCUGAGGCGGAAGCUGCUGCGCUGCACGCGGCGGAGUCUGUUGACGCCCGGCGCAUGUCUGCUGUCCGCGAGCGGCGCAGGCAGCAGGUGGAAGAUCUACAGGAACUUUCUCUACGUCAAGAGUCGCCUGGCGGGCGUCGCCACGGGCGAGGUCCCCCUCGAUCCAGAUGGGCUCUCCGCCGACCGCGUCUCUUUCGCGCCAGGGCCUGGCGGAGCCGGGGAGCCGCGUCGGCGCGGCCUGCCGGCGGACCACGCCGCCUCCUCACUUGCGCUGUCGUCCGGCUCGCUGCUGCCGCCGGGUGCGGCGGCUUCUUCGACGCUUCCGCUGCUGCAGUCCGCUGCGCGGCGCGUGCGUCUCUCGCAGAAGUACCGCCAGGCGGCGGUGCGGCUGAGUCGCGACGGGCGGGAGGCGGCGAUCGACGCGGGCUGCGGGACUGUUUUGGCGACGCACGGUUGUGUGGAGGGCAGCUUUUUCUUCGAGGUGAAGAUUCAGAGCCUGGCGCGGGUCCCCGAGGCCGCCUGCGGAACGGGACGCAGAGGCGAGGAGCCGGAGCCGCGGCUGCAUCGCGACGUGCAGCGCGAGAGGGCUGCCGAGAGGGAGAGACGACGCAAGGCGAAGAGCGAAAUCCGCGUCGGCUGGGCCACGCGGCAGCAGCCGCCGAGCUGUCCGCUGGGAGCGACCGUGCACAGUGUUGGGUUUCGCGUAGUUGGCGAGGAGACCGACCGGGGCGGCGCUGAGGAGGCGCGACUCCCUGGAGGCGUGGCUUGGGGUGGCAGCGAAGUUGCCUACGGCCUGCGGGCGCGCGAAGGCGACGUGGUUGGCUGCUUUAUUCGCUUAGUGCCGCAGCGGGCGGCGGCGCGCGUGGAGGCGGGAGCGGGAGACGCGCCGAGUGAGCGCUUCUCGGCGACAGAUGUCUACGCUGUGCGCACCCUGGCAGACAUGGACAGCCUCAGUCAGGGGUUUUUCCGCUACGCGAGCGUGUCGCAGCCGCCGCGCGUCUCGCCUGCGUUUCCCGCUGCCCCCUGCGCCGCCGCGGCUUCCCCGUGGAGCUGCGGCUCCUUCGUGCAGUUCUCUCUGAACGGCCGCCCGCAAGGCCUCUGCGUGUUCAACGGUGGCAGCGACUACCUGCUGAGUGCCGGCGAGUACUUCCCCGCGAUCUCGCUCCUCAACGGCGGCGCCUGCACCGUGAACUUCGGGCCUUCCUUCCUCUUUCCGCCGCCCCCCGCGACGCCCGCCUCUGCGCCCUUCCUGCCGGCGUGCCUGCUACCGGUGCCUCGCCUGCCGCCGCUCACCGUCGACGUGCUGCCCUUCCUCGUCUCCCAGGCCUCCUUCUUCCUGGAUAGACCCGCGAAGCUGCUGCGGCCUAAGACGCUCGCGGAUAUCUUCGAAGACCUCUGGCUCGCACCAGCCGCGCCCCCCAAUGCGCGAACGGCGGAGGCGCGCAGCGAGAGACCGCGCGGCGCGGCGCCCGACGACGCGCUGGCGCAGGUCGUGAGGCGCCUGGCGAUUCCGUCGGCGCACCUUGCGCAGCUCCGCGCGGGCUUUCGCAAGCGCCGCGAGUUCGAGGGUCUGCUCGAGAGCCUCAGCGGUCACGCGACGCUGCGCCUCCUUCACGCCUGCGCGCUCUUCGUGCUGCAUGCUCACAGGUUGACCUGUGCAAAGAGGAGGCAGCGCGACGCGGGUGCAGCCGAGACAGCGUCUGAGGCGGAAGCGACGCGGGCGCGCGCGACCCAGCCGGCGGCUGCGGCUGCAGCUGCAGCGGCGCCGCGAAGAAGGGGGGGGGGUGACACGACAGCGCAAGCGGAGGCAAAGGGGGCAUCGCGCGGUCUCGAGGGAGAGAGUCCAGCAGAGACGCAGGGCGAGGAAGCAGAAGCUCCACGGCAACAGGAGGAGCACAGCGAGGCGCAGGGCGAGCGGGAGGGUGCAUUCACGCAGGAACAAAAUACGCGCAAGCACGUCGAACACACAGCGAGGCAAGUCCAGGACCCGGCGAACAAGCGAAGGCGAAAGAGUCGCAUGUGGACGCGGUGGAGAUUCGGAGGCGUUGAGUCGAGCGAGGGAGAGUGGGCGGAAGGGUCGCUCAGCGCCGCGAGCUCAGACCUCUCCAGCGUCUCCUCCGACUCGGAUUUUUCUGAAGACGAGCGAGCGGAGACCGAAAACCCUUCUAGCACUUCUCCCCGCCCUGGUGCGGCAGCGAACCCUACACUGCAGAAGAAGACGCCUGCUGUUGAGACGUCUUCUAGCCCGGCGUGCGCGCUGUGCGAGGUGGCCUCUAGCGCCACGGUGCCGCAGAUCGACUUGACUGAUCCUGCGGCGGCGUUCCCCUCCUUUUUCCUACCGCGCGCGGCCUUCUUGUCGCCGCUUCUUCUGGCGUUUCUCGAGCGUGAAGAAGGCAAAUGGGCGCCAGUCGACGCGGACCUCCUCUUCCGGCUGGAGCGGCUGCAUCACCUCCGCGCGAAGCGCCGCACCGCAGCUGCUGCGCCGGCGCCGGCGCCCACGUCGGGAGGGCCUGGCGAGUCUCCGCCGGCUUCCACCGCGGCGUCGGGCGGCGGUGCGGGCGCGUGUGCGGGCGAGCGCGCCCUCGAGAAGCGCGGCGGCGGCGGCGCGAAGCGAGGUCGAGGCACGGAGAGGAAGAAGGAGGAGCGCAGCAGCGCCGACCUGGCAGCGGUGCGGCGCUUCUGGGGGGGCCACGUGUACGCGCCGGAAGACCGCGAGACGAUUCAAGUCGGGAACGUCUCGCUCGAGGUGCCUUCUUUCUGGCUCAGCGGCGACGCGGAGGACGGCGACCUGGAGGCUGACGGUCAGGAGGAGGAGCGAAGCGAAGAGAAGGACAGAGCCCGCGCGUCGAGCGGCGCCGUGGGCGCGACAGCGGCGGCGAGGGAGAAGAGGCGCGAGAUGCGCAGCAAAACGUGCAAAACGUCGGCUGCGCGGAGGUCAGGCAAAAACGCCUCCUCCGCGCCGUCCGGGGCGCCGCUCUCGGAGACUGAACAGGAGUCUCUGCGGCUCUUGCGCGCGGUCGUGGAGGACGCACUCGACUCUUCCGCGGCGUUUGCAGGCAGGGACGAAGACGACGGGGAGCGCGCCACGCGCCAAGCCGACUGCCUCAUGCGGAAGCUGGGGCUCUCCGCGGUGCAGAUCCUCGAGGGCCUCGGCGCGAAGCUCCAGGUGUACGAACACCAGUCCGGACUCUGCCAGGCGCUCGUCAGGUGGCGACAGGCCUCCGCGAAGGCGCAGGGCUUCCUCGCCGAGGAAGUGAAGGAACUCGCCUGUCGCUUCUGGCUCGGACAACACGCCUCCCUGUUGCCUCUGUAG